AUGUUGAGCAUAUUCAGGCCACUGCUUCGGCAUGGUCUCCUGAAUUUCAGACGCUUCAACUCUUCCAAAGUGGCUGCGGAGUUGAAGAAACCACCAAUCACAGUACCUGUUCCUCACAAAAAGCUGAACAAAAAGAAGAACCAAAAAGCCGGACUUCAAUCGCUACGAUGGCUGCACAAGGCCGAACAGUCCAGUCAGUCAAAAAUCUUGUCAUUUUUAGAACAGGUGCAGGGAGAGUAUGUGGAUGAGGUUUCGCUUCGGAAAUACCUAAAACCGGUAACGUCAUUGACCAUAGGUGAAUCGAUCGAUCUAGACAAGGUGCGGAGUAUCUUCCGUAAAAGCAAGUUACCACAUUCUGUGGUUAUCCGUGACGAAGUCUUACAAUGUAAGGUUGACAAGAAAGACAUGAUGGUCUUGGCCAAUGGAACUUUGGUUGGGUGGGAUAUCACCGAGGACCAAAUAGAUGGCUACGUACCCCAGAUUUGGGACGCCGUUUCGGAGAAAUACGAGAGCGAGAGUGAAGAGAUGGACUAUGUCUCACUAGACGCACAGCUAUCAGAGGAAGAUAGGCCGUCGUUCGUUUUGGAGGAUGUGUUUGUGUCACAAGGCCAAGACCCAGAGCAAAGGCUACUUGAGAAGGCUGCAUUCGCAGUCGGUCUUUCUCGUUCGACAAGAUUAUCAAUUCUCGAGGAGUCACUUGAGAAGCAUAUUCAAUUGACCAGAGAAAAUAGUGAGGUUCUUUCAGAAGGCUUGGAACUCAAGACGAAGGAGGCCGACAUUCUCAAACUCACCGGUCGUCUUUUCCUCAUCCGCGGAAAGCUCAAUCUAUACUCGGAACUCAUUGAGACUCCAGACUUGUACUGGUCGGAGCCCAACUUGGAGAAGAUCUACGAAUCCAUCAGUCGUAGGCUUGACAUUCAUCUGCGUAUUCUGAUCAUGAAUCGCAAGCUCGACUAUGUGACAGAGGAGCAGCGAGCGCUUCUCAGUGUGUUGAGUGAGAAGAAAGGCACUCGUCUUGAAUGGAUCAUUAUCAUCCUUAUUCUUGUCGAGGUGUGCUUUGAAACUUUCCACUUUGUGGAGAAGUACUGGUGGCAGAUCUAA
Molecule: messenger RNA, 1101 nt
Organism: Candidozyma duobushaemuli
Lineage: Eukaryota; Fungi; Ascomycota; Pichiomycetes; Serinales; Metschnikowiaceae
Exons: 1
Coding region: 1-1101 (366 amino acids)
Biological process (GO): positive regulation of mitochondrial translation
Source: RefSeq, a predicted model, not a curated record